Messenger RNA from Zingiber officinale, 6283 nucleotides. RefSeq names its product mitogen-activated protein kinase kinase kinase 1-like. Bases 412 to 2220 code for a protein of 602 amino acids. Gene Ontology annotation, biological process: protein phosphorylation. NCBI's taxonomy places the organism in Eukaryota, Viridiplantae, Streptophyta, Magnoliopsida, Zingiberales, Zingiberaceae. The record is from RefSeq and is a predicted model, not a curated record. Gene Ontology annotation, molecular function: ATP binding; protein kinase activity. The transcript is spliced from 12 exons.
UUGCGGGAUCCCUAAAGCCUCUGUUUUUCAUUUUUUUUUUCUUUUUUUUCUUCUUUUCUUUGUCUUCCCUUCGUCGGUCGAGGAGCGCAAUAAAUCGUCGACUUUCUUGGCGACUUGUUCUCGAUUCCUCAUUCUGUGCCCGAAGUUUGCUACGUUUUGUUGAUUCACUUCACUGAGUUUACAAUUUUCUUGUUUUGAGAAGACUCUUCUCCCUGGAUUAAAGCUCGUUUCGUCUGAAUCAUUUGGGAUUUUUGCUUCUUUGAGCCAAAGGUUUCGUCUUUUGAUUGGUUUGGAUGGGUCAGCUCCUCAAAAUCCUUUCUUGUUGCGGGUCUUGGUGAUGAGUUUUGCGCUACAAUGGUGCCUUGUUAUUGAGCCAUAAAAAACGUGGCGUCUGGCUUGGAGCGGCUCGGGAUGGACUCUCGGAAGCCGCUGUGGAAGCCUCCUCAGCGUCAGCAGAAGCAAGGGGCGGCGUUGCGGCCGAGACUGGAGCGGUGCAACGCGUUGAAGCACAUUGACUACGAGGCGCCGGCCGUGCGGGCGUCGUGGUCGGCGGGAUCCUCCUCUGCUGCGUCAGAGGAGCAAUCCAACACCCGCGCGACGCGGUCGCUGGACAUCUGGCCGCUGGCUUACGCCCACCAGACGAGCUUCCGGAUCGACGGCAGUGUCGAGGACGAGGUUGGCAUGCUUUGUCGCAGCCUCGGUCUCGAAGGCCCCGAUGACUUUGCCAUUUCACUUGACGAGUGGGAGAAGCGAAAGGUGCAACCGUCUCCAGAUACUGUAACUAGGUCUAGGCUUUCUCCGCAGGGCAGCCGAACCAGCUUCAGCCACACCUUGUCUUCGGGUCCUUCUGUGUCCAAUUUGUCUGAUGCAGACGAGCAGAAUAGACAGGACUCGGGAGAAGGAGAUAUGAAGCUCUGUGUUGUUCGGAAACCCCAUACUAUGGUUUCCGAAACUGAACCCAUCGAGAUUCCAUGUGCUUCUCCAAGGUCCAGGGCAGGAGAUGGAGGUAUCCGAGGAGUCCGGCCACCGGCUCUGUCUCCUCCACCACCUUUCACAACAUUUUCGCCUCCACAGUCUGGACCUACAAGGAACAAUCUACCAUCAACUCUCAAAACUCCUCCCUCUAUGCCCGUUCAAGUUUUUGAUUCUUCCAGCACAACUUUCGAUAACCUUAGAGCCUUGGCUCCAGAGAAGAGUGGGCGGGAGGCAGAUCAAAUGAAAUCUGUGGAUUCUGAGGACAAAGUGAAGGGGGGAGUUCCAGUAGUAGAUGAAAUGAGUAACAAGGAAUUGAGGGAGAUGUGGUUGGAAGACAUAUCAGCUGAUGACUUUACUAGGACAUCUUCUUACUCAACAAUGAAUGAUGAUGAUACAUCGAGUUCGACUACUGAAACAUUCAUCAUCUCUCCAAAUGGUAGGUUCAAGCUGAAGAUGAAAUCAUGGAUGCGUGGCGUACUCUUGGGGAGUGGUUCAUUUGGUUCAGUGUACGAAGGGAUCAGUGAGGAUGGUAUAUUUUUUGCUGUUAAAGAAGUGUCUUUGCUUGACAAAGGAUGCAAUGCUCAACAGUGUAUUAUCCAACUUGAGCAGGAGAUUUUGCUGCUAAGUCAGUUUGAACAUGAAAACAUUGUUCAAUACUAUGGGACUGACAAGGAGGAGUCAAAACUAUAUAUCUUCCUUGAACUUGUCACACAAGGUUCCCUUGCGUCUCUAUACCAGAAGUAUCGUUUGCAAGACUCCCAGGUUUCUUCUUAUACCAAACAGAUUUUAAAUGGAUUAAACUACCUUCACGAGCGUAAUGUUGUGCACAGAGAUGUCAAAUGUGCAAAUAUAUUGGUUCAUGUGAAUGGCUCUGUGAAGCUUGCAGAUUUUGGAUUGGCAAAGGAGAUGACCAAGUUCAACAUGCUGAAAUCUUGCAGAGGAAGUGUAUAUUGGAUGGCUCCAGAGGUUGUUGAUCCUAAAAGAACGUAUGGACAAGCUGCUGAUAUAUGGAGUCUUGGUUGCACGGUUCUGGAAAUGCUGACUCGCCGGAUUCCUUAUCCUCACCUGGAACCGACACAAGCUUUAUUCAGGAUUGGCCAUGACGAACCACCACCUAUUCCGGACUCCCUCUCUCAAGACGCAUACGAUUUCAUUAGCAAGUGUGUUCAAGUAAACCCUGAUGACCGUCCUACUGCUUCUGAAUUGUUGGAGCAUCCAUUUGUAAAACGACCGCUGAAACUCUAAAUUCUUCUUCAAUCAACAAUGAGAAAUUAUACAGUUAGAUGGCAUUAGUGGCCUCAAAUACUCCAAGUGAAAUAAAGAUCUAUUUCCAAAGAAUGGAGUAAAUAGAGAAUAAAUUCGGAACAAUUGUUGUAUAGUUUAUAGAAUUGAUGUGAAAUAGCUGUCCUUACAUUUCUUCUUUGAGAAUGCCAUAAAGAAUAGAAGAAGUAACAGUCAAUCAUAGCUCUUCAGCAUCAGCAAUUGAUGGUUUCAACUGUUGAGCAGUGUGUCAAGCACAUCGAGCACGAUGCAGAGAAACAUCUCAAGAAACCUUGACAGAUACCUGAACAGACCCCCACGCACAUCACACCUUUCAUUAGUUAUGCAUGCUCCUAAUGACCCCACUCAUGAUCAACCAAGUCAUCAUUGCCUCAUGCUCAACGCCUUGAUCUAGUUGGACCUUUUCCAUGAAGAAAUCUAACCAUGCUCAAUCAAGCCACUCACACGUGUGUGAUAAUUAUGAAGGAAUCCACGGCAUAACCUUCUUCAUUAAUUUGCACCCUAAGAACAAUGCUGUCUACGUGAAGAGAAAUGAAAGAAGAAUCAUUUGUGGGUGGGUGGGGCUGCAUUGUUGCACCUCUCUCUUUUCCUUUUCACAGUUAGUUUUGGGGUUUAUUGCAGAGAACAGCAGCAGUGAAGCAUGCGCCAGUUGCUUUUGCUUUCUUCCUUGUCUCUCCAUGUUUGAAGCUUUUAUACCUUUCAGUUAUUCAUGGAGAUGGAGAUUUAGGGUUUGGUUGGCAGUAGACAGAUUGGUGUUGAUGGCUUUGUCAAAGCUUGUGGUCUUUGUCUGCAUGCAUAAGUGCAGUGCAGGCCCCUGCCACCGAGUCUCCUCCAUUAUGAGUUGAGUUCUUGAGGAGGAAAAGUGGUGAGCAUGCCUGCCUGGUUUUGUGGCUGCUUGUCCCUGCACAACAACUUUACUAUUAUUAUGUCACUCACCCUUCACAUACUGUUUUAAUACAUUUUAAUUAGAUAAUGAAUAUAUAUCAGGAAUAAACAAAGAACAACUAGGGUAUAAGAUUAUAGUUACUUGACUUAGUCGAUUGAUCUAUCAACCAUACAAGCUGACUAGCCCAAUUAAUUUAUUAGGCUCAUUUACUUAGCUCGAUUGAUCUUUGAACUUGUUGAAGUCAUCUAGUUCAAUGAGUUUAGUUGAUUAAUCAAAUGUGUUAGUCUAAGGGAUACACUAUGUUAGAAAUAAAAUAGUCUUUUUUUGAAAGUUCAAAAUUAUUAUUUUUUUAAAAAAAUAAAAUAAAAUAGGACAGAAAAUGUUUAUUGUACAAGAGAAUACAUCUUCAUCGAACCAUGGCAUGGUUUGUAACCGACACUAGCCGGUCAAGACGGUUAUUUGAUCGCAUCAUUGUUAUUGACUACAAAAGGCAUCGAAUUUACGAGAAUAACAGCGCAAACUCGGAGAAGGACCAAUUUGUAUUUAACGAACUAGCCAGGGCGUUGUAGUUCUAAUGCUUCCAUAAAGUGCUACUCCCCUCGCCUUCUUCUUCCCCUCGCGAUCGCUCGUGCUUGUUCCAGAAGAAAAAGAUUCGUUCUCUGCCGCCCGUCAUUCUUCCGCUGCUAGAGCGCAUCUUCUCGUCCGCGCCUGGAAGUCGCUCUUUUUGGUGCUCUGCAUCUAGCCAGCUUCCUGGAGGCCGAGUGGGAAGUUCUAGCUGCAAGAGGUGGCCUUAAAUAAAAUUUGAGGUUAAGCAUUUGGAACGGUAUGCAGUGGUUGAAUCUGUACGUUGAUGUUCACCGCCGAGUGAACCUAUAUUGUAGGGUGAUUCUGUGAUUAAUUUCUAUCUGUUUCUUCCCUUCUACUGUUUUCUCCCUUUUCUUAUUCAGGCAUUAAAUCCCUCACUCUUGGUGUAGCUUCUUCUGCUUGUCUCCUUAAUUAUAUUCUUGUUCAUCAAGUAUCAUUUUGAUCUUUUCCUCUUGAUUUCUUUGUGCUCCCUUGGUUUCUUGGUGAACUGGUUAUCUUGAGGAAAGAACUCUAGGAAUGGUGUGCCAAGCAGAAACAAGGACAACGUUCCAAGCUUUGAAACAUGAGAAUGGGAUUGCUGGUAGCUCCACCAUAAUCAUUAGGAUUAUUGCUUGCUUCCGUCCAUUGCAAGAUUGCCAGGCUGAAUACUUCCGCCACCUCCUAAAGCCAGUUGCGUAAAUUAUCGUCUGUUGCAGUUCAUCUUCAAUCAAACUCGAAGAAUUUUGCCUCCUUUUUUAUUUUUGGUUAGAUCCUCUCGUGUGGGAAUAAUAUUUGACACUACAAUUGCCUGAGGUGAUUAACACGCACAUUCUUUUGAUGGGGCAAGAUAAUAAUCCUCGUAUCAAUUUGCAGUGCCCAAUUUGGCAAUUUAGUUACAUAAUCUCUGCUAGAGAUAACAGACAAUUUGCUAUCAGGCGUCAAAACUUGAAUCCAGUGUUUUUCUCUACUUGCGUUAGUCCAAAUGCUUGUGUCUUGCCAGUGACUUUUGCAACACCUUUCCCUGAUUUCUACGCACGCAAUUUCUUUCACAAAGCUUCACCUUUGAUUCCUCCUCUGGCCCCAUUUCAUGUCACUUCCAAAUUUGAUGGCUCAGAGAAGAGAUACUUGGUUUUUGAUCAGCUAAGGGAUGGAAGGAACUUUGCCUUUAGCUCAUCAAGUGUCCCCAUUCCAUGCAUGGAUUCUGUGAACCCAGGUUUCGAUGUGCAGGGCAGCACUGAACCUUCUGAUUGGCAUGGAUCUGAAGAGAUACAUGAAAAUACUGAGGAACUUGAUGCACUGUUAUACUCGGAUUCCGAUGACAAUCAUGUUGUAGAUGAAGCCAGCACUGGAAGUUCUCCAAUUGAAGAAGUGGAGAAGACUAUUUCUGCGGUGGCUAGCUCUGUACUUUCAGUAAAGCGGAAAAGAGCUGAUGAUGAAUUUGAUGCAUCAGUUACAGAUACUGCAAGUUCGCAAGUUCUUCACUUUCCUAAUAUCUCUUCAGAUAACAGGAAUAAAGAGGAUGACAACUCUGCAUCCAUCUGCUUUGAGUUAGUAGAUGAUCAAAUUGAAGAGACCAGGCAACUCAAGAGAACGAAAAUUCAGGAAACAGUUGGCCUAUUGAGAAAGAUCAUCCCUGGUGGUAAUGCGAUGGACGCCAUCACUGUCCUUGACAAGGCCAUCAACUAUCUCAAGUCCCUUAAGUUAAACGUCAAAUCUUUUGAAACUUUUCCAUAGUAUCUAUUUGAGCAAUAGUUUCAUCAAUAGCACCCCAUAUGAGGGUGGUGUUAUGAGAAGAGAGAAAAGUAAGUCAAACAGUUGCUCCUCACACAGCUGGAAUAUGAUUGAAUGCACGAAUCAAAUUCUUGUAAGGGGAAGAGGAAUAUGAUGGUGCAAUAAAGCAUAACUAUGUUGUAGUGUUUGUUUGUGCAAAGGGAGGACUUCAAAUUAGCACAAAGCUUCUUUUGACCAAAAGUUUUGAUGGGCUACGCAAGGUGUGCGCAUGGGGGACGGAUCUACAAAGGGUAGGAAAGCAUGCACAUGUUAUGUUGUGCGGUGAUUGUGACUCGGUUGGUGUGCUCCUUUGAACAGCAGAGUAGCAUUGCAGUGAAGGAAUGCAAGUCUGGUUGUGCUGUGCCACUUUAAUGAUUUCCUUGAGGUUUGUGGAUGUUAUGUUGCUUUUGUUGGCAUGGGGAGUGAAGGAAGAAGCUUCAUUCAUUACUUUACCUUGCUAUGGGGCCGUUCUUGAAAUGCUUUGAAGAAAAAGGCAUUUGGCAUCAUGAUGAGUGGAUAAGUUUGUGGUCCAUUGAUCCUUUUUUUUCACACAAGUGGGUGCCACUGUGCUAUUGGAAGGUCUGUCUCUAGUUAAGCUUGCUAUUGGAUGAGUCUGGGAAUGCUUGCUGGAAAGACUUUGUGCCAGCAUGAUGGUUUGGAAUGCUCAUGGUUUUUUGCUAUUGCUAUCCUCAACUUCUUUGUUGUUAACUUUGAUGGCAAAUAUUGUCGAAAAUGAGGCUUUCUACUAUAACUUCAUUCCAUUGUUUGUGCUUAUUGAUAAGAUAUUUAUGUCAUUAUUUGUGGUUU